UAUAGGUAAUUUUGAAGGAAUCCGGAAGCGUUUAUUUCACGAUGCAAUUCCGACAAAAUUUCCAUCUACCGUUGAAGAUAACAUGUACAACACAAAUGUUCAGCAGGAUAUAGACCCUUCCUUCAAUACAGAUGGCAGCAAUUCAGUUAGCGAACAUAAUCUGGAUAAGCCUGGGCAGCAGACCGGCUCCUUUUCUAACACAAGCCAAAAGUGAAGAUACAUCUGUCAAAUAUAUUGAAUACACUGUUAGUUAAACAUGUUUGUUAAAUACUUGUUUAGGAAUCGCUAUUACUAAAUAGCACAUACCUGUUUCAGUUAUAAGUAGCUUUCCCUGUU
Molecule: messenger RNA, 336 nt
Organism: Acanthoscelides obtectus
Lineage: Eukaryota; Metazoa; Arthropoda; Insecta; Coleoptera; Chrysomelidae
Source: the annotation of a GenBank genome assembly